GUACUGAUAUUUCAAGCUCUGAGCACUAAGCUGAAAUGAAGCUGGUCUGGUGGCUCUUCUUCUUCCUGGACUUUUGGGGCCUAUUUCUGGCAGAUGAAGGGAAAACUCCCGGCCCUCCCCGGGUCCUCACCACAAAUGGAGAACUCCAAGGACAGCAAAUCAGGGUGAGAGGAGCUGAGAGGGAUGUGGAGGUUUUCCUCGGAAUUCCCUACGCAAAACCCCCGGUUGGAUCUUUGCGGUUUUCCCCUCCACAACUGGCAGAACCCUGGACUGGUCUCAGAGAUGCAACCUCUUACCCUCCCAUGUGCCUGCAGGAUCCCCUGGUGGGACAAGGUCUCUCGGAUGCCUUUACUAACACAGGGCAAAGAAUCUCCUUGCGUGUCACGGAGGACUGCUUGUACCUGAACAUCUACGUGCCAGCCCACUCUGAUAAGGCAGAGCAGUUACCGGUGAUGGUCUGGAUCCAUGGUGGAGGACUUCUGAUAGGCGCAGCGUCCACAUAUGAUGGGUCUGUUUUGUCUGCUUACGAAAAUGUAGUGGUGGUGGCGAUCCAAUACCGCUUGGGCAUUCUCGGGUUUUACAGCACUGGAGAUGAGCACGCUCGAGGGAACUGGGGCCUGCUGGAUCAAGUGGCAGCUCUGCAGUGGAUCCAGGAGAACAUUGCAAAUUUUGGGGGUGAUCCAGAAUCAGUUACCAUAUUUGGGAAUUCAGCAGGUGGAUUCAGCUCUUCUGCCCAUGUGUUAUCCCCUCUGUCCAAAGGCUUGUUCCACAAAGCGAUUUCAGAAAGUGGUGUUGCCAUAACAGACGUGGUGUUCGAUGCCCACCCAGGAAAGCUGGCUAAGAAAAUUGCUGGAUCGAUUAGUUGCCCUACAUCCAGUUCGGUGGAGAUGGUUCGCUGCCUCAGGGGGAAAACAGAGAGUGAAAUCUUAUUAGCUACUCUGAAGAUGGAUUUUACCCGGCUGCACCUGGGCGGAGAAGAACAGCACGUUAUCCUUUUCCCUGCAGUAGUUGACGGUCAAUUUUUUCCGAAGAGUCCCAGAGAGCUUUUAGCAGAGAAAAACUUCAAUAAUCUUCCAUACAUCCUUGGGGUCAAUGAUGAUGAUUUUGGGUGGAUGCUCCCUCAGCUUCUCCAGUUUCCAGACGUCACAAAGGGACUUGACAGAGAGACGGUGAACCUCCUGCUACGCAGCUCAGAGCAACUCACAAGCGUUGCUCCUCAGGAUCUUCCUCUGGUUGCCGAUGAAUAUUUCCAGGAUCUCCAGGAUCCGGUACAACUCAGAGAUCAUUUCCUGGCUUUAUUGAGGGAUGCCGUAUUCCUUGCUCCAACCAUUCUCACUGCCAGACACCACCGAGACGCUGGCAAUCCGGCCUACGUUUACGAAUUGCAGCAUUGUUUGAGAGAACACAGCAGCUUUAGGCCAGACUUCGUUAAAGUGGAUCAUGGGGAUGAAAUUGCCUUGGUCUUUGGAAAGCCCUUCUUCACAGACAAUGCAACAGAAGAAGACAAAAUGCUCAGCAAAGUGAUUAUGAAAUACUGGGCUAAUUUUGCUCACAGUGGGAACCCCAAUGGAGCUGGCUUGGUAACCUGGCCCAGAUACGACCUGAGUGAGCAGUAUCUGGAAAUAGACUUAAAGCAAAAGGUGGGAAGAAAACUGAAAGAGAAAGCUGUUGCCUUCUGGACCAAGACCCUGCCAGAAAAGGUGGCCAAAGAGAAAGGACGCACUGAGUUAUAACUUCUUCAGCCACACAUGAACUCCAGAAUUUGGUGCAUCAGAAAACAUUUCUCAGAUAAUCGUCACUCACCACUGGAUUGCAAGUCUGGCCCCUUCUCUUCAACUGGGCGAGUGUACGCUGGCCUCCAAGGGCAAGCGAGUCACACCUUCCCAAAUGAAGUUGGUCACGGG
Messenger RNA from Notechis scutatus (mainland tiger snake), 1904 nucleotides. The record is from RefSeq and is a predicted model, not a curated record. Lineage: Eukaryota; Metazoa; Chordata; Lepidosauria; Squamata; Elapidae.